This is a messenger RNA of Penicillium mononematosum, 234 nucleotides long. RefSeq lists its product as uncharacterized. Gene Ontology annotation, cellular component: kinetochore; nucleoplasm. Gene Ontology annotation, molecular function: protein heterodimerization activity. Lineage: Eukaryota; Fungi; Ascomycota; Eurotiomycetes; Eurotiales; Aspergillaceae. The record is from RefSeq and is a predicted model, not a curated record. The coding region runs from base 1 to 234 and encodes 77 amino acids. The transcript is spliced from 4 exons. Gene Ontology annotation, biological process: mitotic cell cycle; chromosome segregation; kinetochore assembly.
AUGGCAGUCCAGAAACUUUAUCCACGAGGAACAGUCAAGCGAAUUGUCAAAGCCCACUCCAAUCGGAGCGUGAGCAAGAAUGCCGAUAUCCUGAUCUUCUUGGACUACAUACUAUUCAUGCAAGAGUUAAUGCGCGAGGCAUCGAUUCGGUCACGCAAGUCUGGCGAGAAGAAUAUCUCAGCGAAUACCGUGCGCAAAGUCACUGAGAAAACACUGCGCAAGUUCCAGGGAUAG